GAUGCAACGGUGGCUGGCCAUGGCACGACGCGUCGCGCGCUGGGGCUUUCUAGAUAACGAUGCGCUUUCAAGGCGGUGAAAUAGAUCUUGGGGCUUAACUUCGUCGGUUAUGGACCGGAGUGAAGGCCAUGGCGUGAUUCCAGCGAAGCUCGGAGCCGGUCCCCAAAAAGGCAAAACUGUUGUUCAACUCGUGACAUGUUCGUGACUUUUUCCACCGGCACUAGCCUUCGAAUCGCGCGAACUUGGGCCGCAGCCAAAGUUAGGCUCCGGGUCGCUUCGGUGGGUUCGCAAUUUCUUUGUGGGCUCGGAAACUCGAGGCCUUCAUUGCGGCGUCUAUGCGACAGGCGAAUAUGGUGUUCUUCGCCUGCUCCCACGAAGUCCGCGCUAUGUCCGAAGUGCCGCGCCGCCACUCCUCGCAUAUCACCCAACUGUCUUGAAUCAAGUCUCUCAGCGAACUCACCUUUGGAAACGGGCUUCUCACGACACCAAUACUGCGACGAUUGUAACUGCGGACCUAUCUCUCGGACUCUCAAAUCGAGCCCUUGUCUCCGUGCUCGGCUGCCCCUCGUCAAGGCCGACGGUUCAACGCUCUCUUUUGAAAUGAAGACCCUGAGUGUAAAACUCAGGUCAGCGGCGUCGACGCGGACUCCCACGACUUGCUCGGAGCUCGCAUGGGCGGGCCAUUGCUGAAAGAGAACAAAAGCAGACGCACUCCAUUCCCGACAUACUGGCUGGCGCCUCUGCGACGUCGGGCUCUCUGGCGUCCUUGGCAUCGACCACCAUCGCUCAGCAGCCGCAGAUCAUGCCCGGUCAAAGCGCUCAAGCCCCUACAUCCAUUAUCCAACACGGACCCAUCCGCCGCCUACCUCUCGAACUCCUGGACGAGAUCAUAGUAACAGCUCUCAUCGACGAGACUGUCAGCUCCGC
Messenger RNA from Schizophyllum commune H4-8, 927 nucleotides. RefSeq lists its product as uncharacterized. The transcript is spliced from 2 exons. NCBI's taxonomy places the organism in Eukaryota, Fungi, Basidiomycota, Agaricomycetes, Agaricales, Schizophyllaceae. Bases 196 to 690 code for a protein of 164 amino acids. The record is from RefSeq and is a predicted model, not a curated record.